This is a messenger RNA of Anisakis simplex (herring worm), 285 nucleotides long. The record is from the annotation of a GenBank genome assembly. NCBI's taxonomy places the organism in Eukaryota, Metazoa, Nematoda, Chromadorea, Rhabditida, Anisakidae.
AUGGUCGGGGUUCGAAUAGACCCUGUUGAUACGGAGGACACACGUGUGCUCAAAUGCGUUCUCGUCGGAGAUGCGGCCGUUGGUAAAACUUCAUUAGUUGUUUCGUACACAACUAAUGGCUAUCCUCAAAGCUAUAUUCCGACAGCUUUUGACAAUUACUCAGUCGUCAGAGAUAAGAAAGAAGUAUCAGAACCGAGAAAAAAAAACGUUCGUAAUGUUGAUGAUCGCACGCAGAUGUGCUGCAGUUCGAAUGACAUUCUGGUGACGAGUCACGACGAGUUCUAA